AUGCCUCGACCUAAACGUACCGCUACUUCCAAGUCGACCAACUACUCUGACGAUCUCAACUCCCAAGAACCCGAGAUCAAAGAGAAGCCUCAGCCUCAGGUCGAUAUGCAGGUCGACGAUCAAGGUCAGGGUCAGGGCGAAGGAGAGGAGGACGGGGACGAGAAUGGUAAUGGAGAAACCAUCGAGGUAGAGAGGGAGAAGAGUAAGGAUGUAGGAGCGGAAACUACCACCCCUGUUCCGGAAGCCCAGACCGAGGGUAAUGAUAACGGGGCUGACACUACCAGCGACAACGAUGCCGACGCCGGCAACGACGACGAUGCCGCUCAAGCCAAACCCGCCGCCGAAACUCAACAACCUCGAACCCCUCCUCCCCGUGCUCAAUCCCCUACUCCCUCUUCCCCCGCUUCCGAGGAAGACGGCGGCGAGUACGUCCCCGCCCCCGCUUCCGAGGCCGAAGAAGAGGACGUGAAACCCAAAGUGACCAAGUCCCCGGGCAAGAGGAAGGCCGGAGGUGCCGCUGCUGGUGGGUCCAGCUCGCCGUCCAAGGUUGCGAAGGUCAGCAAGGUCUCUUCUCCUCGGAAGAGCCCGGUCAAGUCGGAAAAGCCCAACGGAGGUGCCGGAGCAGGAGGAAAGUUCGAAGCGACCCCGGAGAACAGGGGCGCCAUCUUGGUCGAAAUGUUGAAACACGUGCCGACGACCAAGAUGGACUGGGAUAGCGUGGCCGAGGCUACUGGGGAUGAUCCGAGAAAGUUGGCCAAGUAUUACGACCAGACUUUCAAGAAACACCUCGAUGCUGCUGUUCGAAGCCCGGCAUUCAGGGGACCGGCCAAGAAAUAA
This is a messenger RNA of Filobasidium floriforme, 837 nucleotides long. RefSeq lists its product as uncharacterized. Bases 1 to 837 code for a protein of 278 amino acids. The record is from RefSeq and is a predicted model, not a curated record. Lineage: Eukaryota; Fungi; Basidiomycota; Tremellomycetes; Filobasidiales; Filobasidiaceae. The transcript has 2 exons.